UGGCGAGCCAGCAUCACCAGACGAGAUUGCGUCCGCCAUGGACCUUCACCGGCCUCUCAGGUCACUGGCGCUUUUGAUCUUCGUGCUGGCCACACAUUUCACUACGUCUCAGGCUAGACAACACCAAAUAAGGCACGCUCGACAAAAGAAAAUGGUCAACAACACCGAAUUCGUUUCAGAAAAUUAUGUGGUGCUGGACGAGCGACCCGACUUGGGGCCGUGGAGCGACUGGUCAUUACCCAGCUCGUGUUCUCGCUCGUGCGGAGGCGGAGUCGCCUUCCAGAGCAGAAAGUGCCGGCCAGGAUCUGCGUGUCAAGGGCCGGAAAAACGCUACUUCUCCUGCAACACAAUGGUACCGUACGACUCGAGUAUUUAAAAUGAGUCUUGUGUGCUCGUCGGUGGUCCAUGGCGACCGUAAAAAACAACUUUAGCAUUGGCCACCCGUGCCGAACAAUUAAUAACCCCGAGAAUGAACACAACCAUCCACUGAACUUAAUAUGUUCAAAAUAUUUUUUGUGUCUUAUCGCGUGCUUUCAGCUUUGUCCACCGGGCUCGAAGGACUUCAGGUCGGAGCAGUGCUCCAAGUUCGACACCCAGAACUUUGAAGGCGAUUUAUAUGAGUGGAUUCCAUACACCGAAGGGGCGAAUAAUUGCGAGGUCAACUGCAAGCCCAGGGGAGAGCGCUUUCAUAACGGAUUUGCGAAAAAAGCCGUCGACGGCACGAGGUGCAAUGAUGAGACGCUCGACGUGUGUGUUGAAGGCAAAUGCAUGCCCGUCGGCUGCGACUUGUUUCUUGGAUCUUCUUUGCGUGAGGACAAGUGCAGAGACUGCGGCGGCGACAACUCGGGCUGCAUCACCAUCAGCGAGAUCAUUUCCUUUGAAACCGACUUGAGUGAUGUUGAACGUGGUUACAACGACCUUCUUCUAAUACCCGCUGGGGCAACAAAUAUCUUUGUUAGGGAGCUAAAUCCAACCAACAAUUUACUUGCAAUUAGGAAUGAAAACAAUACUUACUACCUGAAUGGAUGCUACCUUAUUAACUACCCCGACCGUUACCAUUUUGCUGGAACUGUUUUCCAUUAUGAGCGCCAACGGAAGAACGUCUGGCUUGAGUCUGAAGUUAUUCGAGCAUUAGGACCAACAAACGAGUCACUUUAUAUCGCACUACUGUACCAAGAAAAGGGAGAAGGCAUUGAAUACGAGUAUAGUUUCUCCAAGGAUGAGCAGUCAGGCGAUUCGGAAAACUACUAUUGGGUCACGCACGAUUUCUCGGAGUGUAGCUCCCCGUGCGGAGGAGGUAGUCAAAACCGCACGCUGGGUUGUGCCAAGAAGAGCGACAACUCGACCGUGAGCCAGCGACUGUGCAACCCGGUCAAACGACCCGCUACAACACAAGGGUGCAACGAGGAGACCUGCGAUCCCAAGUGGUUCAUCAGCCCCUGGAGCAACUGCAAGGGAGGAAACCAAUUCAGGCAGGUUUACUGCCUCAAGAAAAUUAGUAACACCAGGCUGACGGUUAUCGAGGAUGAUGAGUGCAUCAAGAAGCACGGCGAGAAACCCAUCGCUACUCAGCCGUGCAAUGAAGAGUGCAACAAAGGCAAGCAAUGCAAAUCCUUCUCGGAAGACCAUGAUACCACCGUGAAGACGACUGAAUCUACAACAAUCAGCAGUGAAGCUUCGACAGCAAAGAGUGAACCAACAUCUUUCCAAAUGGUUCACCCCAUAACAACCCCAGUCGAGAAGCCUGGAGUGUGUCCCACGGUAGAGGAGGAAGCAGGCAAUUGCACACAUACCUGCAGAGAGGACGCAGACUGCGGUGGCAAAGACAAGUGUUGUUACAACGGCUGCGCCUACCAGUGCAGCCUCAACCCGUACGCUGUUGACGUAACACCACCGCCCGUGACGACAACGCAAGCGCCUGAACCUGAACCUGAGCAACCAACUACUCCAGAGCUACAAAUUCACCCGGACUGCAAAGACAGUCUGUUUUACGCACAGUGCAAGGUUAUCGUCAAGGGCAAAUGCUGCACGCACAUGCUUUACUCUUCCUUGUGCUGCCGCUCGUGUACCGAUGCUGGUCAACUGCCACUCGACGGUGCUCACCUGUACGGCGGCUCCUCCCGAAAAUAAUUAUUGCACAUUGCACUAGUCUUUGCACUAUACAGACAACCUGAAUAUUUGUCGAUUCGCAACGUACACACUGAGACAGAGAAAUUAAAUUAGCACUCCAAUGCUGUUCGAACGCAGAAUUUAACUAUUAUUGGAAAGGUAGCUCUGACGAAAGUCUUUGCGCCGAUGCCGAUGCGAUCAGAGCAGAAAAUGUGUUCAACCUAUGCCGAUUAGCAGAAAACAUCUUUUCUGGCUGCUACUGGUGUCGAUGAUCAUUUAUUUCUCAGCGUAAAAUCAAUCAAUAUUUAUGUUUCUCUCCCGCACCCGGGAAAAGCUAUAGUUUUAUCUCUUUUGUUAAAUUUACGAAAUUUACCUUCGCCCUAAGACAUUUUUGAUGAAAAGUGAAUGAAUAAAUGCUUUUAAUUGUGCCUUGA
This is a messenger RNA of Cloeon dipterum, 2543 nucleotides long. Its product is annotated as papilin-like. Gene Ontology annotation, molecular function: metalloendopeptidase activity; peptidase inhibitor activity. Lineage: Eukaryota; Metazoa; Arthropoda; Insecta; Ephemeroptera; Baetidae. Gene Ontology annotation, cellular component: extracellular region; extracellular matrix. The coding region runs from base 406 to 2130 and encodes 574 amino acids. The record is from RefSeq and is a predicted model, not a curated record. The transcript is spliced from 13 exons. Gene Ontology annotation, biological process: extracellular matrix organization; proteolysis.